UUUUUUUUUUUUUUUUUUACUACAAAUUCUUAAAGGAACCUGAAUGAUGACUUCCACCAACGGUUCUUUGAUAGUAGGUUGGAGGUUAAAUGGUCGUCAUAUUCUCAUCAUUGGCGGUAACCAAAUUGCUUCAAACCGUAUUGAAUUUGCUUUAAUUGCAAAACCUAGAAAAAUAACGUUAAUAACCCCUCAUAAUAAAAUCACUUCUGAUAAAAUUAGAGAACAUAUCGCAAAAAACAAUGUAUCUUAUAAAGAUAGUGAAUUUAAACCAAGUGACCUUAUCGAAAGUAAUAAUUUACCCGUAGAUUUUGUUCUUUCCGCGGUUGAUAAUCAACAACUUUCAGAACAAAUUGCUAAUGUUGCUCGUGAAAAAAGGAUUCCCGUUAAUAUAGCUGAAAUACCGCAUUUAUGUGAUUUUUGGUUUAUGCCAACAUAUCAUGAUAACCAUUUACAAGUUGCUAUUUCUACAAAUGGAACUGGACCUUAUGUUGCUCGUAAACUUAGGCAACAUAUAUUUGAAAAUAUACCUCCAAAUAUUACGGCCGCAAUUAAUAAUGUGGAUCUCUUGAAACAAAAUUUAGGUGUUACUAAUAUAUCCGCAUUUACAAAGAUAAUUGAUACUUUACCUUUAAGUGAACUCACAAAACUUACAAGUGAUGAUAUUAAAAAAUUAGUAUCUAAACAUAAUGUUGAUGAUGAAGAAAUCGAAGUAUCUUCAACUUCGGAAAGUAUGGAUGAGAAAAAUUCUGAUGUUACUAUCAUCGAUGAACGACAAGAUUCUAGUUUUACACUUAAAUCAAAACUUUUCGAUGCAAAUGGUGAUGUUAUUAUUCCAUCAUUCACUUCAGGUGGUACUCAAUUGGUUGAUGGUAAAACUGCCGUUGAACAUAUUGCUUACGCUUUUAGUACAACUUCAUUUAUUUAUCCAACAACUCGAACGAAUUAUGUUGGAAAAGCAGCUUUAAGUUGGGUUUCACAAAAAGUUCCUAAUGCUUUUGGACAAUCAAGUCAAGUGAUUAAAAUGGAUACUCGUUAUGGAGCAUCCGCAGCAAUUUUGGGUGUUAUGGCUCAUUCAAGAUUGGAUAAUGUUUCAAUUUUUGCAACUUCGCAAUCAAUUGUUCCUAUGAUACCAAAUUUUUAUGGAAUUGUUCAAGCAAAUAUUCCCUUGGUCAUACAUGUUUCUGCUUCAGGGAAUGACGAUCAAAUGAUCAAUUACGUUAAUUAUAAUGAUGUUUUGAUAGCUCGUGAAACGGGUUUUGGAAUAAUUAAUUCUUAUUCUUCUCAAGAAAUUCAUGAUAUCGCAUUGAUAACUCAUUUAAUUUCGAUAACAACAAAAACUCCAUUCCUUCAUGUGUUUGAUGGAUUAAAUACUUCUCUAGAGUUAUCUAAAGUCAACCUUUUAUCUUAUGAUAGUAUCAAUAAUUUAAUUGAUGAAAUUAGAAGUUUACCUAUUUCUUCAACUAAAAAUUCAGACGUUUUGGAUUGCUUUGAAAUUAUUGCUGAUAAAAUUGGCAAACUUACGGGUCGUCAAUAUCGUCCUUUUGAAUAUAUUGGAGACCCUAACGCUGAAUCGAUCCUUGUCGUUUUAGGUGGUGAAACUGUCAUAACAAAAGAGACUGUGAAACGAAUUAAUUAUGGUGAAAAGAAAGUUGGUAUUAUAAUUGCAAGAGUGUAUCGACCUUGGUCAGAGAAACACUUUUUGGCAGUUGUACCAAAAACUGUAAAACGAAUUGCAAUUUUGGAACAAGUUGCAUCAAAAGAAGAUUAUUCAUUUGGGCCAUCAAUAUUUAAUGAUAUUGCUGUUUCAUUUUCUUCGGAUAAUUCUUGGAUAAAUAAAUCUCCAAUAUUAAUAGAUGCCAAAUAUUUAACAACGCAAAAAUUUUCUCCAAGUGUCGUUCAUGCUAUUUUAAAACAAUUGAUAUCUAAUAACAAUAACAUUUUUAAUGAAGAACUUUUAUUGGAGAAGGUUGACAUUCCUUUAAUUAAUAAUAAUGUAAAACAAUGUAUUUUUUGGGAUUCAGAAACUCAAGAAACUAUUCAAGCUGUCAAACAUAUUUCAAAAAUUCUUGAACAACAUUCUAAAUUAAAUUUUACUACAUCAUCCACUUUUGAUAUAUACAACAAUAGAGGUGUUGUAACAACCAAUUUACAAUUAGGAAAUGAUGUCAUAAGUGGUUUACAAGAUAUUGAAUCCGAUUACGAUUUCAUUUCUGUACAUGAUGUUAGUUUGACAAGCAAAUAUAAUGUAUUAGCAUCAGCUAAAAAUGAAGCUGUUGUCGUUCUUAAUACAAAUUGGACUGUCGAUGAAUUAGAGACAAAAUUACCAAAUGACUUUAGAUAUGAAGCUUCAAAGAAAAAUAUUAAACUUUUUAUCUUGAAUUCCGAGAAAAUAGCUCAGGAUGUUGGAUCUACUCUGAAAGCUGUUAUUAGUGUAAUAUUUCAAAGUGUGUUUUUAAGAUUAUUUAGUAACGUGAUCAAACUUGAUUGUAAUUUAGAAGAUUCUAUCAUAGAUUUAUUUGAAGGUAAUAAUGAAAAAGAAGCUUCAUUAUUAAUUUGCGCGAUUUGUCAACAAUUAGAGAAAUCAAUUGUAAGCGUUGAACUUCCUCCCACAUGGGGAAUUUUGGAAAAGUCGGAUCAAAAUUUACCUUCAACUAUUCAAAGUAAUUCAUUAGAUAGAAAUUUGGAUCAACCUGAGAUAGAGAAACCAAAACUUGGGAAUUGGCAUGUAGUAGCUCAGAAUUUACUUUUCAAAGAAGCUUAUAAUUUUGAUCGAGACAUUCGUCCUGAUUUAUCUGAAAAGACAUACAUAAUUCGUGUUAGUGAAAAUCGACGAUUAACACCACCAUCUUAUGAUCGAUAUUUGUUCCAUAUUGAAUUUGAAAUAGAUGGAACUGAUCUUAAAUAUGAUCUAGGUGAAGCUCUUGGUGUAUAUGGACAUAAUGAUAGUAAAGAGGUCAAUCAAUUUUUAGAAUUUUAUGGUUUAAAUCCAGAUGAUGUUGUUUUUAUACCAAACAAGGACAAAGGUAAUCGUUUCGAAUCAAGAACUAUAUUUCAAUUAUUUUCACAAGUUCUUGAUAUUUUUGGUCGUCCAGCUAAAAGAUUUUAUGAAUCUUUGGCACAAUAUGCCACUGACGAGAAAGAAAGAGAAAAGUUAUUAUGGAUGGCUAGUAAUGAAGGAUCUCAAGAAUUUAAACGUCGCGUUGAAGACACAAUAACAUAUGCAGAAUUAUUGUAUGAAUUUACUUCCGCACAUCCACCUAUUGAAGAUCUCGUACAAUUAAUUGCACCAAUUAAACCGCGUCAUUAUUCAAUCGCUUCUGCUCAAAGUGUACAUCCUAAUAGUGUACAUCUUUUAGUUGUUACCGUUGAAUGGGAAAAUUCUAAAGGUGUAAAACGUUUCGGGCAAUGUACGCGUUAUUUAGCCGGUCUUAAGGUUGGAGAUAGUGUAACUGUUUCUAUUAAACCUUCUGUUAUGAAAUUACCUCCAAGAGAUACUCAACCUGUUAUUAUGGCCGGUUUGGGUACUGGAAUGGCUCCAUUCCGUGCAUUUAUUGAGGAACGCGCUCAUCGUAAAGCACAAGGAAAAGAAGUUGGUCCUAUGAUACUUUAUUUUGGUUCACGCCAUAGAUCAAUGGAAUAUCUAUAUGGAGAGGAAUUAGAGGCUUAUAAUAUAGAAGGUUUACUAACUCAUUUGAGAUUAGCAUUCUCACGUGACCAAGAAAAUAAAGUGUAUAUUCAGCACAAGAUGCAAGAAGAUUCUGAAUUGUUACAUCAAUAUUUACUUAAAGAUGAAGGUUGGUUCUAUCUUUGUGGACCUACUUGGCCAGUACCUGAUGUUAAAGAUGCGAUUGUUAAUAGUUUUGUAACAGCUGGCGGUUAUACUUCAGGUCAAGCAGUUGAUUGGGUAAACAAGUUAAAAGAUUUAGAAAGAUACAUUUUAGAAGUUUACUAAGAAAAAGAUAUUCACGUAAAACAAUUUUUGAUCUUAAAUUAUUAUUAGUCAUAUUUGUAUAGUAU
Messenger RNA from Rhizophagus irregularis DAOM 181602=DAOM 197198, 4017 nucleotides. RefSeq lists its product as uncharacterized. Gene Ontology annotation, molecular function: FMN binding; sulfite reductase (NADPH) activity; oxidoreductase activity, acting on the aldehyde or oxo group of donors. Gene Ontology annotation, cellular component: cytosol. NCBI's taxonomy places the organism in Eukaryota, Fungi, Glomeromycota, Glomeromycetes, Glomerales, Glomeraceae. Gene Ontology annotation, biological process: siroheme biosynthetic process. The record is from RefSeq and is a predicted model, not a curated record.